Messenger RNA from Saccostrea echinata, 1464 nucleotides. RefSeq lists its product as uncharacterized. The record is from RefSeq and is a predicted model, not a curated record. Lineage: Eukaryota; Metazoa; Mollusca; Bivalvia; Ostreida; Ostreidae. Bases 42 to 1424 code for a protein of 460 amino acids. Gene Ontology annotation, biological process: regulation of apoptotic process. The transcript has 2 exons.
UGAACAGACAUGAAGAAAUUUUAAAUGAAAUAUCUAGAAAAAUGUCGAACCGCUCUGUGGAAGUUAAUAACAACAACCACAACUAUCGCCAUGGAUACGCGGCCAGUGACGAGACAUCAACUGAUUCUUUGUCAUUAAGUACAACUACUGAAAACACAGAAUCUACAUUUGAUGCCUUCUUGCAGUCGGAGCACAUUAAUUUUGUGGAACGUCUUCAUAUAAAUGCUUUUCUGGACAGCCUCCUGGAAGACUAUAUCCUUUCACCGUCUGACCAUGAGAACAUCAGAAAACUGAGCCACAAUAGAAAAGACCAGGUUCGGUUUCUUUUGAUGCGUCUUCGUCGUUACGGUCCACAGGUUUUCCAGCGUUUCAAAAACAUUCUUGAGAAGACGGAUGACGAAUGGUUGAAUACUAUCUCGGACGUCAGGACGGAUGGAGAAUGUUUUAAACAAGACUGCGUCGCCUGCACAAUAGCAAAGAAGGUUGAUAUCCGUGACUCCAUAGAUGUACUGUAUAGUAAGGGAUUGGUACACCAUGACACAAUGGAGGCAAUGCUGAGCUCUCUCAGGACAUCAGAAAGUGUCUGGAGACUGGUUUUUAGAGACAUUGACAAACACGGAGGCUUGUGGACACAUAUGGAAACUGUGCAAGAAGCUAUAUCUCCACAGUACAUUGAUCUUAAAGAGAAACUAAGCUACAUUAAAGAGAUUAUGCUGUGUUCUUCUUGCAAAGGUGCAUAUCCAGUCUCAAGUUCUAGGAGCAAUCUUACCACUAGCAGUUCUGAUUCGAUACAAACAGUGCAAAAAGAUGUGGAUUCAAAUCAAUUACCGAACUUCAGUUUUAAUCUUGAGAGAAGAGAAAAGUUGGAAAAAGAAUCAAAAAAUUAUGACCAUGAAGAUCAUUUAGGCGCAGAAGAUAAGGCAGACCAAUCGAAGAAGGCCGACCUUAGAAGGUUUGGGUUUGCACCGGAGUCCAUGAGCAGCAACGGAACACAAACUUUGGAUGACUUGUUGCGUUUCCAUGAAGAUGAAAAACCCUGCUCACAAACCUUGAAAACUGUCGUACCCGGAGUCCUGCGCCGUACACAGUCGGACAGGAGGUUCGACAACUAUCGUCCUAUUUCCUCUAGCGUCCGUCGAAGUCAAUCGGACCGAAAACAGAAAGAAGUUCAAACCAGAGUACAUAUGUUCGGAAGACUUGCUAUGGACAACCCACCAAAUUAUAACCGUAAUUUGAAUACAUCUUUUCCUGUAAAGGCCCAAAGGGAACCGUGUUUGUCUCAUUCUGCAAAAGCAGUUUAUCGUUCACACAGUGAUAGGAGAGAAGACAGGAAGUCUUACGUACAUGUAGGAAGAAGGCGCCACACACUUUCUGGAAUGAAUAGCAACAUGUUUCAAUAUAGGCUAACGGACUCCAAAACAUGAUUAAUCAGUCAGAUUUGUCGAUGUUCUUACAUCUAUUGAU